AUGAGCGACGAGUGCGCCCCGCAAGUGCGACGGUUCCACAAUGGCGUCUCCUGCCUUUCGAUGGGGCUCAUCAGGGACAUCCUGAAGGACCUAAAGCAGAGGGCUCCGCCGGCGCUCGCCACGAGCAUCCGACCUUACUCCAAGGCGCACAGAACUAAGGCGGCCUUGUUUCAGCAUUUGAUGAACGUCCUUCGAGAGACCGACCUGAAC
Messenger RNA from Klebsormidium nitens, 210 nucleotides. NCBI's taxonomy places the organism in Eukaryota, Viridiplantae, Streptophyta, Klebsormidiophyceae, Klebsormidiales, Klebsormidiaceae. The record is from the annotation of a GenBank genome assembly.